AUGCCUGACUUUUCUGGUCAGGUCCUUGCUAAGGGUCGCUUCCUUGUUCUUGAUUGUCUGGGUUCUGGUGCUUAUGGAAAGGUCUACCGUGCGCUCGACACCACUUCUCCUGAAGGCGACCCUACAUACUACGCUAUCAAGUGUCUUGACCGCCACGUCCCUGGUUCACAUCUUGACUUCCUUCAACAACGUGAGUUUGCUCUUCACAAGCUGGUCUCUGGACACCCAAACAUUGUCACCUUUCACGCGUGUUUCCGCGACGAUCUUUAUGUCUAUGUCGUACUGGAUCUUUGCACUGGAGGGGACCUCUUCACGGCUAUCACCGAGCAAGGCCUCUUUCAUAAUAACAGUGCGCUCAUCAAAACGGCAUUUUUGCAACUUCUUGAUGCCGUAGAACACAUUCACGAUCUUGGCGUUUUUCAUCGUGACAUCAAGCCAGAGAAUGUCCUCUUUUCAAAGGAUUCAAGCUUGAUUCGUCUUGCUGACUUUGGUCUUUCAAUUCGAAGUCCCGUUUGUGAAGAGUUUGGCUGUGGAAGUUCAUAUUAUAUGAGUCCAGAGUGCAUUGGAAGGGAUUCGGAAACUAGAUAUUCAACUCGCCACAACGACAUUUGGGCACUUGGCGUCAUUCUCACCAAUAUGAUCACUGGUCGGAACCCCUGGCGUUACGCGACCGCCGACGAUGACUGUUAUGCAGCUUUC
This is a messenger RNA of Laccaria bicolor S238N-H82, 699 nucleotides long. RefSeq lists its product as uncharacterized. NCBI's taxonomy places the organism in Eukaryota, Fungi, Basidiomycota, Agaricomycetes, Agaricales, Hydnangiaceae. The annotation marks the transcript as partial. Gene Ontology annotation, cellular component: cytoplasm; nucleus. Gene Ontology annotation, molecular function: calcium-dependent protein serine/threonine kinase activity; ATP binding; calmodulin binding. The record is from RefSeq and is a predicted model, not a curated record. The transcript is spliced from 2 exons. Gene Ontology annotation, biological process: peptidyl-serine phosphorylation; intracellular signal transduction; protein autophosphorylation.